AUGAAUAAUACAAUUUUAAAUACAGCCGAAGGAGUUAUCAAUAAUAUUACGGCCUCAUUUAAUCGGCCACUCAAUAAACAAUUUUUAACUUUAGAGAAUCCAGUUUUCGGAGUUUUUAUGUUUUGGACAGGCUUAUUAGCUUUAAAAAUGUUAUUUAUGUCAUUGUUACCUUCCAUUCAAAAAUUGAUUUUUAAGGGUGAUAGUGAGAAACUGGAGAAAAAAAUUGAAAUAAGUCGAAGUGCACACCGGAAUGAUAUGGAAAAUAUUUUACCAUAUUUUACAAUUGGAUUACUAUACGUUUGUGUAAAUCCUCCACCAUUAUUGGCAACAAUUUUAUUUAGAUUUGCAACUAUUUUUAGGGUACUAUUGCCAUACGUUCGUGUAUGCUAUUUACCCAAUACCACAACCAGCGAGAGUAAUUUGUUUUGGAUUACAUUACGCGAUUAUGGUUUAUAUGGUGAUCCAUAUUUUGGUUAUUUCAAUUAA
Messenger RNA from Condylostylus longicornis, 486 nucleotides. Its product is annotated as microsomal glutathione S-transferase 1-like. NCBI's taxonomy places the organism in Eukaryota, Metazoa, Arthropoda, Insecta, Diptera, Dolichopodidae. The transcript has 4 exons. Gene Ontology annotation, cellular component: membrane. The coding region runs from base 1 to 486 and encodes 161 amino acids. The record is from RefSeq and is a predicted model, not a curated record.